AUGGGCGGCCGGGGAUCAAAGAGCAGCGUGCAGCCCCUCUCCACAGAGGAUGCAGACGCAUCGCCAGCCUCGCCUGCUGGGAGCCCCCGCAAGUCCAUCUUCGGCAUAGACGGCCUGGAUGCCUCGAAGGUCUUGACUCAUCGGAAGACGCGGCAGAUGCAGCCGCAGUCUGAAGAUCUGCGUCAACUGGUGAGAAGUACAGAAAAUGGUAUGUGGGACAUAGAAGACAAUCAAGGCACCAGGAAGCCGCUACCGCCCUUGGCCGUUACCUGGUUCAAGAACCGGAACCUGGAGGCUUUGCACGGCUCUCUGGCAUUCGUGCCCUGGAUCGUGCAACAGGCUUACCUUCAGGGAGAGGUGGACGAUGGAAACAUUGUCCUCCAUCGUGGAUCUGGCGCUGUGGUCUUCUCCGAUGCCAGCGGCUUUACGGCACUGACCGAGCGACUCGCAAAGAAGACCAAUGGGGCGGAGCUCCUGUCGCAGUGCCUGACAUCCUUCUUCACGCCGUUGAUUCAGCUGAUCAAUGCCUACAGGGGCGAUGUCAUCAAGUUCAGUGGAGAUGCGCUCAUGAUCUAUUUUCCUGCUGUGGACGACACAGAGGUUGGCGACCAGAGCAAGUUCAAGGUGCCCCCUCACGGCUCAUACCACCAGCCGGACAUUGGGCCCAUGGCUACUGCAGUGCUCAGAGCUUGCGCAUGCUGCAUAGAGAUCCAGAAGCGGCUGCACAUGUUUGACACGGGCGUCGACGGGGUCCGCCUGUGCCUCCACAUUGGCCUGGGAUGCGGCGAGAUUGCGAUUCUGCAAGUGGGCGGCGUGGAGCCACCCGAAAUUGCUAUCCCGCGCUGCGAGUAUAUCAUCGCAGGUGCCCCUCUGGAGCAGAUCUCCAUUGCUGAGCCUUUAGCCAAAAAUGGAGAGACCUGCCUCAGUCCACAAGCCUGGGAACACGUGCAGAAUUAUGUGAUUCCGGACAAGAGUCGUCAGCUUGACAACGACAACUUCCACUUGCUCCUGAAAUUGGACGAGUCGAAGUUUACCUUUCCCACCGUGAAGGCUUCAGCACAGGAGCGUGACACUCGGAAAGACUUGCAGUUCACCAUCGCGGAGCUGGACAUCAUUCGAAAGUUUGUGCCGUCUGCCGUCUUCAAGCAGAUCGAAGAUGGCACUCUGACGUACGUGAACGAGAUGAGAAACAUUUCCACGCUGUUCAUCUCCUGCUCUGGGGUCGAUGUGUCGACUGAUGAGGGCGCAGACACGGCUCAGGAGCUCAUGGUGUCUGUGCAGCGCAUCUGCUAUGCCAACGAAGGGACCUUGAACAAGUUCCUGAUCGACGACAAGGGUAUGCUUUUCUUGCUGGCCUACGGCCUGCCGCCCUUGGUUCAUACGGACGAUGCCACGAGGGCAGUGCUUUCCUGCUUCGACAUUGUCCGCGCCUUCAUCAAGUUGGGCCUUGUGGCUCGCUGCGGCGUCUCCACUGGCCGAGCAUACUGCGGAGUUUGCGGCAGUGCGGAGCGCAUGGAGUACACCGUCCUCGGUGAUGCGGUCAAUUUGUCCGCCCGGCUGAUGGCCAACGCACCAGCGAACGGCAUCCUCGUGGACGAAGAGACGAGGACACGCUGCACGGUGGAGCUCAAUUUCGAAGAUCUGAAGCCCAUCAAAGUCAAAGGCAAGGAGCAGGCUGUGAAGAUCUUCAGGCCGCAGCUGGCCAUCACCAGUCCUCACAUAGGUGUCGGACCGGAAGGAAAGAUUCUGUUUCCCUGGUACGAGCGCAGCUUGACGGCUGGUGCCCAAGGCGACAAGACGACCAUCGCCGAGGUUCUGCAGACAAACGUCAUGAAGCUUUGUGGUCUGCCGGAUUGGGAUGGGGUCUGCAAGGUGCAAAGUUGGCUUGGUGGCUCCUAUGACAAGGUCCUUCACCAAGAACCACCUAGGGCUCCGUCUACACGGCCCAGCAGGCUGGAGAACCCUCCAUCCAACAGUCCUUUUUCCAGCGGUGGGUCCGUGGUGUUGCACGGCCCAGCAGGGUUGGGCAAGAUCGAGCUGGCACAGCAUGUUGUCGUCUAUGCGGCGCAGAAGUAUUUUAUGAUGCCUGUUAUUGGGACCAUGGGCCCGCGCACGCAAGACCUGGCCCGAAUGGGCGCGGAGCUGGUUCGGAGCUGCCUGGGAGCUUAUCGCCAUGCAGUUGAUCCAUCGCUUCCAGACGACGAAGGGCAGGCUUUAAGCAAACUCCUUCCUCACCUGGAAUCAGUGGACAAGCUCCCGGACCUUCUUCGAGAUGCCUACGAAGGUGGCGUGCACGAGGACACCCGUGUGUCUGCGCUGCACGAGCUUGCAGAUGUGGCUGCGUCUCUUAUAGAACGGCUGCGGAGCCACGUUGCUGUCAUCAUUGUUUGCCAACUCGAGUUCGGCACCACGCUUUUCGACAAAACCCUGGGCCACUUCAACUGCUUCUAUGAGGUAGUGUCAAAGCUUCUGAGACUAGCGGAAGAGAAGACGAGCAACCCAGUUGUUCUCUUCACUCUCUGCAAGAAUCCGGACACGAAUCACGAGUUCGUCAAGGCAUCAGCUGCCCGAAAUUGGGUCGUGGAGCUCACGGGUCUGUCGGAAGACAUCUGCCAGGAGUACAUGGCCGAACACUUGGAGGUGCCCAUGUCGUCCAUACCCGACAGCGUGACCAACUUUGUGUCCAAAAUUUCCUUGGGAAAUCCACUGUACAUUCGCGAAUCUUUGGGCCAACUCUUGCAGGACGGCCACCUCAAGGUGGAGCGAGAAGCGGAGACGGAUCCUUUGGUCUACCAGAACACUGAGGAUCUUGAGACGGUUGAUAUUGCGACGUGGUCGCACACAGCAAUGGUCGGAGAGACCAUGUGUCUACUAGAGUCGCUGGACCCUCUGGAGGCGGCCGUGGUGAAGAUGAGCACCGUCUUCUCCAGCAGCUUCUCCCUCUCUGACCUGGCCUCGAGCACCUGCUCCAGGUGGUCUGGCUCCAAUUUUUUCGACUACAUGCGUCUCUUCCAUGCAGUGCAGGACCUGGAGAAGCGUGGAAUUGUCCAGAAGAUUGCAGUGACGCGGAAAGUGGAAACGACGGUUUUGGUCAGGAGCCACUCCGUGCUGACCGGCCGGCGAGGCAGCAAGCAGGAUGAGAAACCCAAAGGAAGGAAGUCUCUGAAGGACACCAAGGAGACCUCUUCAGCCCGGGAGCUGCAGAUGUUCGCCAUGAACAAUGUGCUGAUCCGCAAAGUCGGAAGCUCCAUGCUGCUAGAGGCGCAGAAGAAGAAAGUCAAAAGGCAGGCGUUGAUCGAGCGUGCUCUGAUUCGAGAUCUGCCAGCUCGCAUAGAAGAGCUCCAGAAGAAGAAGAAGGAGCCGCACAUCCCCUGGUACUACGAGAACAUCUUGACCAGGAGUUGA
Messenger RNA from Symbiodinium sp. CCMP2456, 3405 nucleotides. The record is from the annotation of a GenBank genome assembly. NCBI's taxonomy places the organism in Eukaryota, Dinophyceae, Suessiales, Symbiodiniaceae.